Daktulosphaira vitifoliae (grape phylloxera) is the source of this 1647-nucleotide messenger RNA. RefSeq lists its product as uncharacterized. Gene Ontology annotation, biological process: proteolysis. The transcript has a single exon. Gene Ontology annotation, molecular function: aspartic-type endopeptidase activity. Bases 1 to 1647 code for a protein of 548 amino acids. The record is from RefSeq and is a predicted model, not a curated record. Lineage: Eukaryota; Metazoa; Arthropoda; Insecta; Hemiptera; Phylloxeridae.
AUGAAAGCACUAGAAAAUUUAGGCCACGAUGCUAAUUUAUGGGGUCCUCUGAUGAUUCACGUCAUAUCAACAAAACUUGACACAAACACAUUGCGAGCGUGGGAAAAGCAAGCACCAAAAACUGAAGUCUCAGAAGUCAAAGACAUAAUUGAAUUUUUAAAUAAUCACUGUCAACUAUUAGAAGCGGUUGAAAGUGCAAAAAGGUUAAAUGAAUGCGGUGACAAUCAAAAAAAGGAAAAGAAACGAUUUGAUUAUCAAAAAAGGACCGUAUUGCAUGCGACUUCAAAAAAAUUUAAAUGUUAUUUAUGCAAUGAAACAACUCAUGCUAUAUAUCAUUGCAAAAAAUUCUUAGACCUAACAAUAAAAGAGCGUCAUCAAAAGGUUACUCAAUUAAGCAUUUGUAAUGUAUGUUUGGCUCAUCAUUCAGAAAACCAAUUAUGUAAAUUUUCAGGCUGUAGGAAAUGUGGAGAAGCACAUAAUACAUUACUUCACAUACCCGAAGAGCAAAGUGAUGAACAAAUCAUAAGUACACAUGUGACGUGUGCAGAACAAAAACAAGUUUUGUUAUCAACAGCAAUAAUAAAAAUUAAAAGCCAUUUUAAUGAAACAUUCAUUGUAAGAGCACUGCUCGAUUCAGGCUCUCAAACUAAUUUUAUAACCACUGAGUUAGCGCAAAGAUUAAAAUCGCCACGAAAAAGAGUAAAUAUUAGUAUAUCUGGUGUAGAUAAUUCUAAAGGUAAAUCAUUUUACUCUAUAACAACAUUAAUUCAGUCACAAAAUAGUAAUUACAGUAGACAACUCGAUUUUUUAACGUUAUCAAAAAUAACUUCAUUUUUACCACACGAAACAAUAAACACAACUGGUAUAAAAAUACCUAAUGACGUUAAAUUAGCUGACCCACAUUACGACGUACCUGGCAAAAUAGAUGUACUAUUCGGUGCUGAAUGUUUCUAUAGUAUACUAAAGGCCGGUAAACAUAAGGUAGAUGCGACUGAAAUAAUUUUCCAAGAAACAGAACUAGGCUGGAUAGUUGCAGGAUCUGUGUCCAGUUUAGCACAAACAACUACAAAAACAUUUUUCAAUUCGAUUGUAAUUGAUAACCAAGUAAAUUUAAAUGAAUUGAUGUCAAAAUUUUGGCAAGUAGAAGAAAUGGGUUCAAACAUAAAACUCAGCAUUGAAGAAAGGUCUUGUGUCGAGCAUUUUGAACAAACAGUAAAACGUGAACAUACGGGAAAAUUUAUUGUUGAACUCCUACUGAAAAACAACGUUGAAAUACUUGGUGAUUCAAAGGCAAUGGCGCGGCGACGUUUUCUAGCUACAGAAAAUAAUUUACGAAAAAAUAAUGAUCUUCGUGUAAAGUACGUUGAAUUUAUGGAUGAAUACAUAAAAUUGAAUCAUAUGAAAGAAUCGCAAUCAAUAAACGAAAUAUCAUACUAUAUGCCACACCAUGCUGUUUUACGCAAUCACAGUGCAACAACACAAACCCGUGUUGUAUUCGACGCAUCUGCACCGUCCACUUCAGGAACAAGCUUAAAUCAAAUGCUUAUGAAAGGGCCGGUAAUUCAAGAUGAACUUAUAUGUAAAUUAAAGUUUGAAUAUAGCUAUAGAUCAUGCCAUAUAGUAUUUUCUUCUGUGAAAACAUUCUAA